UCUCUCUACUUCUCUCUCAAUCUAGAGAGAGAAAAUUGAGAGGAGAGGAGAGAAGAGAAGAAGUCGGCUGUUUGUAGCAGUAUACCAUUAGAUGCAGAGGGAGCAUGGAGCCAAACAGAAAGUCUGUUUCGCCAUUAAUGGCUCUCCCACUCACCUCUCUCUCUAGAAACACAUAGCCAAGAUCAUCAUCAUCAGCAACCAUAUUAGUGAAUUAAGAGGAAAUCAAAGCAGUAGCAGCCCAGGAACAGCAUCAUCAAAGCAGUAAGAGAGGGUAGUUUGCAAGUGGUGCUAGUGUCCAAGGCGCCAUCACGAACUAGAGUCCUAGAUAGAGCUAGAGGUCAUGCAUGGGGUAGUUGCUGGUGUGGAAGAGGAAGAGAGAAAGUGAGUGAGAGAGAGAGAGGUGGCGCCUUGGCUGCUAGCCUCAUAGAGUCAAAGAGUAUUUAGGACCUUGCAGCUAUGGCUAUAGAUAGAUAGAGGCACAUACGCAUACGUAUAUAGCUUGCUACCUUGCCUUCUCUGUGUAUGUUUCGGCGUGUGUUCUUCUUCUUCUCUUCUUCCUCCUCUCGAUUCUGAAGAGGUUAGCUUUGAUUUGAUCGAUCGAUGAUGAGCGGGAGCGAGAGCCAGCAGGAGAGGGAGCAUCGUCAGCAGCAGGAGAUGAACAUCUCCUUUGGGAUGAUGAUGAACCAUGGCCACCAUCACUACGGACAGCAUCAGCAGCAGCACCAUCAUCAUCCGCCUCCGUCAUCGUCUUCCUCUUCCUCCAUGCAUGCCGCUGCCGCAAGCUUCAUGAGCAGCAAGGAGGCAUCUGCAGGAGCUUAUGAUCAUCUGGGGGAGCUGGACCAGGCCUUGUUCAUGUACCUGGAUCAUGGCAGCCAUGCGGCGUCGCACCAAGAACAAAGGCAGACCCUCAACAUCUUCCCUUCCCAGCCCAUGCAUGUGGAGCCAUCACCCAAGGGAGAGAUUAGUUUAGUGCUGUCCCCAGCAGCUGUGGGAACCAAGAUGGCGAGGUCACCUGAUCAUCACCACCACCAUCAGCAGCAAGCAGCAGCAGCCAUGGAGGAGUUGGCGACAGGGAGCAGGAGACAGGAUCACCACCACCUGCAGCACCAACCUUUCGCUGCUGAGCCUGCAGGGAUCAACAGGGAUGUGAAGCCGGUGACAGCCAAGAAGGAUCACAGGAGGGGUGUAUCUACUGGUGAACGCGACCCAAAGACGCUGAGGAGGCUAGCCCAGAACAGGGAGGCAGCAAGGAAAAGCAGGCUAAGGAAGAAGGCUUACAUCCAGCAGCUGGAGUCCAGCAGGAUCAGGCUUGCUCAGCUCGAACAGGAACUGCACACCGCGAGAGCCCAGGGGGUGUUCUUCCCCGGCAGCGGCGGGCUGAUCGGCGAGGGAGGCAGCGGGAAGGGGGUCCUGCUGGGCGGGAUCGAUGGCGUCGGCGGCGGCGGCGGCGGGGGGCUGAGCUCGGAGGCGGCGAUGUUCGACGUGGAGUACGGGAGGUGGCAGGAGGAGCACCACCGGCUGAUGUACGAGCUGCGGGCGGCGCUGCAGCAGCAGCUGCCGGAGGGGGAGCUGCAGGUGUACGUGGAGAGCUGCCUGGCGCACCACGACGAGGUCGCCGCCAUCAAGGACGGCGCCAUCAGGGGCGACGUCUUCCACCUCAUCUCCGGCGUCUGGAUGAGCCCAGCCGAGCGCUGCUUCCUCUGGCUCGGCGGCUUCCGCCCCUCCGAGGUCAUCAAGAUGCUGGUGGCGCACGUGGAGCCGCUGACGGAGCAGCAGAUCGUGGGGGUGUACGGGCUGCAGCAGUCGGCGCUGGAGACGGAGGAGGCGCUGACGCAGGGCCUCGACGCGCUCUACCAGUCGCUCUCCGACACCGUCGUCUCCGACGCCCUCAGCUGCCCUUCCAACGUCGCCAACUACAUGGGCCAGAUGGCCGUCGCCAUCAACAAGCUCUCCACCCUCGAGGGCUUCGUCCGCCAGGCUGAGAACCUGAGGCAGCAGACGCUGCACCGGCUGCAGCAGGUGCUGACGACGAGGCAGAUGGCGCGGUCGCUGCUCGCCGUCUCCGACUACUUCCACCGCCUCCGCACCCUCAGCUCCCUCUGGGUCACCCGCCCCAGGCACCCGCCUCACGACCACCAGCCGCCGCCGCACUCCGCCGCCCCCCACACCUGAGAUCACCGCCGCCGGCAACGCAUGCAAACACCGUAGCUCUUAGCUAGCAGCUUAGAGAUAUCGAGAGAUCAGAAAUUAAGCGAUCGAUCGAGAGAGGACGACGACUGUGAAACCCCCCAUGGAAUGGAUGGAUGGAUGGAUGGAUGAACCGAUGUGUACUGUGUUUGGGCAUUAACCCUUUGAUGUAAACAAAGUAGGCGUGUUUGACUGCUUGGUCGAUCGAUCGAGAUCUCUGUCGAUAGGAUCUUGAAUUAGCGGAUCUUACCUCAGCAGCUGGUUCAUCAAGUGUUGAUGCAGCUCAAUCAAA
Molecule: messenger RNA, 2479 nt
Organism: Oryza sativa Japonica Group (Japanese rice)
Lineage: Eukaryota; Viridiplantae; Streptophyta; Magnoliopsida; Poales; Poaceae
Product: transcription factor TGA2
Biological process (GO): regulation of DNA-templated transcription; DNA-templated transcription
Molecular function (GO): sequence-specific DNA binding; DNA-binding transcription factor activity
Source: RefSeq, a predicted model, not a curated record